GAGCCCGCGCAAUGACAGCACCCAUGCGAUGCUUAUGACGAUUUUAGUCGGCACCGGCAGCCUCCGCGAGCGAGUGCUCUUAGGCCUCGUCUCCCAGGUGCUCCAGGAGGUUGCUUUUGCCGAGCUCCGGACGCGGCUUCAGCUGGGUUACACGGUCGGGGGCACCGUCUCCGCCAUCUCGAACGUCUUGACCGUCUCCUGCUAUGUGCAGAGUGAGGUGGCCUUGCCGGAUCUUGCCGAGGCAUACUGUGAGAAGGUCCUCUCAACAGAUGUUCCCGCCGCUUUGGAGAGUCUGAGCUCUGAUGCCUUCGCCAGCAUGAAG
This is a messenger RNA of Symbiodinium sp. CCMP2456, 322 nucleotides long. The record is from the annotation of a GenBank genome assembly. NCBI's taxonomy places the organism in Eukaryota, Dinophyceae, Suessiales, Symbiodiniaceae.